This is a messenger RNA of Mercenaria mercenaria, 7186 nucleotides long. RefSeq names its product trichohyalin-like. The transcript has 38 exons. Lineage: Eukaryota; Metazoa; Mollusca; Bivalvia; Venerida; Veneridae. The record is from RefSeq and is a predicted model, not a curated record. Gene Ontology annotation, molecular function: plus-end-directed microtubule motor activity. Bases 295 to 4605 code for a protein of 1436 amino acids.
CUAUGUCGUGAUAUCAAAUACCAGAUGACUCGAUUCGACAUGGUAUGAAAGGCAAUAAUUGAAUAGCCAGUAUCAAUACAUUGGCGAAUUUAAGUUGAUCUCAAGUGGUAGACAAACAUGGUGCAGUGACAAUUUCUUCACUCAAUAUAGGUAUAAACGGUCACUCAGCUACUGAUUUUUUCGCAGUUUCGAUUUUCAUUGUUUUUUUUCCGCUUCUAAUGUGAUAACUGUAUAUGUGGAUCUAUAAUAAAUUUGAACUUGGAAUUUAUUAAACGCAUCUUCAGGACAUGAGGUAUGAGGUUUCACAACCAUAGUACAUUCAGUGAUGAAGAGGUCCAGUCAGGGUCGGCGACGGGCUUCUCUGAUGGGGAACGUGAAGAAUCAGCUAAAGCUGCACAGAGAAUGAACAACACGUUUGACCCUGUGACCCAGAUUCUGGACAAGAUUGAUGCUGAACUUGUAUCGCUUACCAGAUCUCAGGGAAGUAGCAGCACUGCCACAACAGGGACAGACAAUACAGUAAUCAGGAGACCAAACAGUAGACAAUCACUGGAGAGUAGUCGGCUUGACAAUGGAGAAGGUUUAUCUCUCAGUCAGUUAGGUCCAAAUUUUAAACCAUCUGUUUCGUUACAAAGUGAGCAAGACACUGGUAUAGGAACCAGCAGCCUACAGGAUAGUACUUUGCAGCAUAGAAGCCUGGAACCAGAAGUAAGACCUCUGGAGCCAGGAGAUAGUUUUAAAGAUGAUAUGCGGGGACAUCACAGGCGUUCAGCUACGGCACCAGAAAUGAUGUUCCUUAAUGGACACCAUAUGUCUGAUGAUGAUAAACAGAAACGUGAGAACCAGAAUGCCUCGCCAUUUGAAGCUAAACAUGUCGACGACAAGUUCAAAGAAAUAUUGCAAAAGCGGAAAGGGGGUGCCCUGAGAAAUGCUGAUGAAGAUAGUCAAACUAUAAGAACAGAAGAUUUUGUCGACAGAUUUCAAGAUACUCUAGUGUAUAGCUCAGCAGAUGAAGCGGAAAAGUUACGAAAUAUCGAGGAUGAUCUCCAUAGCGACGGUGGGUCAGAUACUGACACAUUACAACGAAAACUUGCCAUUCUAACACGUACACCUAUUCACAAUAUCAACAAUACCAGAGAUGGUGGUACUAGACCACUGCCACGUCCUCUUGAAAGAACAAAGAGAAAACUUGCCAGUUCGUUGGAGAUAAGGCCAAGAAAAGCUGCAGGACCUGGCACACCUCCAGUAUAUCCUAAGCCUACGCCCACAACAUCACUGCCACGCCCCUCAGCCAGAUCCUCCCUCAAGUUAACACCUGGACAUGUUAGUGAUGCAGACUCGGUUAGAACUGAAGACUUUGAACACAAGUUUAAGGACAUGAUGGUCAACCCAGGUGGCAAGAAGGAAGAAAGUGAUUUGGAAUCUGUUAGCAAUGAUCCUAUACACACAAAGGUCAAACAGCUUCUCAAAGCUACUGCAAAAUCUUCGCAGAGAAUAGUUACAGACUAUAAGCCAUCAGACAAGCCGAAAUCGGACUACAAAACGAAACAACAUGUGAGAAUUUCCCCGCAGCCAGUACAGUAUCAGGAUGACGACAAGGGAGAUGACUCUGAUGAUACUCUUUGUUCAGACAAACACACUACAGUUUCUUCAUACAGAAGUCCUGAGAGUACACAUGCACUGCAAGAUGAAAGUGUGGAUGAGACUCGGAGACAGAUUGCACGUGAAUCAGACAAGAUUCGGAGGGAGAUGGAGCGAGAACGAAGAGCCAAAUCCAUGUCUCCUGGGCGAGAUCGUUCACCGACAAGAACUUACCUUACCCUCACACAAACACCAAAGACAGUAUAUGACAAAGGUGAUAGACCUAACGUAAACUGUGGAGCUGGAAAAAGCCUUUCGGAUGAAGAAAAGGAGAGGUCAGCAGAACUAAAGGCAACUCACAGUGCUUUAGAAGUGACACAGUCUGCAUUGGUAGAAGCUCGUAAAAACUUGAAAGAGGUUCAAGCACAGUUUGAAGAUGUCAGAACGCAGUUGAUGUUGUCAGAAUACAAGAAAGAAAACUCCUCUAAACAGCUUGCUCGGAUAUCAAAUGACCUGCAGAGAAAGCAGGCAGAGGUUCAGAAUCUGGAUUCACAAACAAAAACCAGAAUGGAAGAGUUGAAACAGUUCGAUGCCAUAGGAUUUACAAAGGAUGAGGCUGUACAGAUUAUAGGGGAUAAUGAGAAGAUGAAGAGUAGGUUAAGGAAUCUAGAUGCCAUACAUGCAGAGAGAGAUGAGUUGAUACAACAGCUUGAUUCUACCAAGCAGGAACUGUUCACUGAAUCAAAGAAAGCAAGGACUCAGAUUGAAGAACUGAAAGAGGAAAUAGAAAAUGUGACAAGUACAUAUGAACAAGCACAGACAGAGAGAGAUGAAGCUGUUAAAAAAGUUCAGAAACUUGAGACGGCUUACAGGAAAAUGGAGAAAGAGAAAAAUGAACUUAUUCAGGCAGUAAGUUCCGGGGAGAAAACACGCCAUUAUGAAGAGGAACGAGAAAAAUACAAGUCGGAGAAAAACGAAUUGAGGAAACGUAACUUAGAUGAAGUGGAAACAAUGCGACAAGAUCUCAUUAGAAUGACAAAUAAAGUUGCAAGUCUGCAAGAUGAAGUGAGGGCGAAGGAAGAACUACAUUUACAGCUCAGGGAUCAGAUAUUGACACUGCAGGAGAAAUAUGAACAUGAAAAAACAAGCCGUAAUUCAAUCCUCGAUGAACACAAAAAGACCCUUCAAACACUGAGGAAAGAAACGGAUACAGCAAUGGUUCAGAUGAGGGAAUCAUUAUUUCUUGAGAAGCAGAAAACGGUUGAUAUGAUGCGUGAAGAACUAGAUCAAGAGAGGCGAGAUAUUGCGGCACGUACUGAGGAGAGAUAUGACUCUCAAAUCACAGAACUUGAGACAAUUAUCAAGGCUAAAACUGAUGAGAUUACACAUUUGAGCAAAAUAGCUGCUAAAUUAGAAACAGAUCUGACUAGAAGUAAGGUGAACAGGGACGAUGAAAUAAAAAUGCAGGUACAGGAAGCAGUGAGCAAGGAGAGAAAGAACUUAGAGGAUGACAAGGACUGGGCGAUGCAGCAGUUGAAGGAUCGACUGGAGCACGAGCACCGGGAGAAGAUCAAACAUUUUCAGGAGCAGAUGACAAGGAUGAAAGAUGAACAGAGAGGUCUAGAGGCCAGGAUGAAAGAACAAAGACAUGAAUUGGAAGAGCUGAAGAACUCAAACAAAGCAGUAGUGCACGAGAAACUUGUGGCUGUAGCACGUGCCAAGGAGUUGAUGAGACAGGAGCAAUUAUCAGAGUUAGACAGAAUUAAAGAACAAUUGAAACAGGAGCAUAAGAAAGAAAUUGACAAAUUAAAGGAUACAAUCAGAGUUCAAGAAGAAGAGCUACGUCAGUUCCGUGAGGAGCGGAUGCGUUUAGCAAGACAACAAAAAGAACUCAGUUUUUCUCAGGACCGGACAGAGCGAACAUUGGUUAACGAGAUUAAUGAAGAAUGCCGGAAAACAUCAGAGGUGCUUGGGCUCACACCCAGACAGAUUUCACUUAGCAAUUCACAGAAUACUACUAGCUCAAAGUCACCUACAACUUCAGCCCUGCAAAAAUCUCGAGACGACCUGUUUCUGUUUACUGACGCCCAGGAAGUUUGUCGUGCGAGUGAGUUUAAGAUAUUAACCUCCCCAAGGGUUGGCCCAAAGGAGCCAAAUGAACAAAACCAGGAGUUCAAAACAGAUCGGGCUAACCUACGUGCAUGUAACGAGGAACUGAGAAUGCAUGUGACCGACUUACAGCGUGAACUUGAGGUACAGCGUAACACAUUAAAUGUUGCAGAUAGACAAAAGAAUAGAAAAAUGGCGGAGGACAUAGUGAAAAUGGAUGAAGCACUUUCUACAUUGAAGAGACAGCUGGAGAGAGAGAAGGAGGAAGAAAUGGCACGACUGAAGGAAAAACUUGUCAGGGGACUUUCAACCAAUGAAUACAGAAGUUUACUAUAUGCCCCUGACAAUGACGCAACAGUUCAUCGCAGUGAGUUGAAGUCUUAUCCAAAUGAACGCCAUCUCCGACAGAUGUCUGAACAACAACAUCAAGAUCUGGAGAGACUUGAGCAGGAGAUCAGCAAAUUAGUAAUGAAUACAGGAUCAGGUUCACAUGGUCAUGAAGAUAUAGAUUAUGCAAAAAGACUUGCCCAGUUACAGUCGAAGGUACGACAGCUGCAAUCUGACAACAGUAACCUACGACGUGCCAAAUUUAACGUGUCUUCCAGUAGCCCUAAUCUCACCACACCUGACAUGUACAACUCACAUAGAAAGUUCACAAUGAGGUCUCCGUCACCGACGCGCGACCAGCAGAGGUUGGCCAGUAAUCUUGAACUAAGAACGCGUGAACACGAUUACGAGACAGAAGCCCUCACUCAUCAUCAGAGAGUUAACAGAGAUAUAAUGUCGAAGAAAAUGGCGGAAAUGUCGAAAUUACAAAAUACACUCACUAAUCAAGCAAAGGAAUUAAUUCAGCUAGAGAAAGCAUACACUCAGUUAAAUCAACAUGCCAAGUCACCAAGAACUUCUGUACGAUAAUCAGCCUAACACCUAGACUGUUCUUAAAGAAAUAUAUCAUUGCUUAUUUAUGAAUAAGCAAAUAUAUAUAUACAGAUUCCAUCCAUAUCUAUUUUAUAGAACAAUCAGUUUAUAUUUAUAUUUAUUUAUAUCUGUAUAUUAAGUGCUUAUUCCGUCCAUUUUUUUUUAAUUGAAGAGUCAUACAGUUAUUUAUUUUUCACUUAGCUGACAGAUCAGAAAUAUCGUCGUAUUUCGCUUAAAAAGUAGAAUAUAUCCCAGCAUGUAUCUAUAUACAUCAUUAUAUAUAUAUAACUGCCAUAAUAUACUUUUCAUAUGCUGUAAUAUACUGUGAUAUUACAUUAUUUAAAUUAAUUGCGAAAUACCGUUUUCUAGGAUAUAUGGGUACAGUUAAAUUUUGGAUUAUAUUAAUAUAAAUCAUGAGGUUUUAUUUAAGCAUGUGUAUUAUUUGCCAUUUAACAUGUUUUCAGUAAACAACAUUACUUUGUUUGGUAAAUGAGGCCAAUUAUUUAACAUUGUAAAAAAUUGAUAAUAUACGGCUCUCAGUUUCUUCUCUUGGUGUAAUUCAGUUUUACCUUUCAAGUAACUGGAUACAGUUGUGUAAAAUGAUACAAGUCUGUGAUGUAGUAUUUUUCUAUACACACUUCUUCUACAUUAAAAAAUUCUGUGAUAUUACAUAGGUAAAUUAUUGAAUUUCAUUUCGUUUAUGAAUAUAUCAUUUCUAUUGUUUCCCUAUAUAUUUCCUUUUGUUAGUCAGAGUUAUUGCAAGUGCUUGUAGGUGCCGUUGUGCAAAAACCAACGUUAGGACUUUGUGAUCAGCAGAGAAUCAGUGCACUAUUUGUUUAUCCACACAUCUUUACCAUUUAUUUAUCAGUGUCAGCACUUGUAUACAACUGACAAGUAAGAGUACAGAUCCUGAUCAGACUGCAUGGAUGUGAAGUCUGAUCUGAAUCAAUAGUGGUCAUAAAGCCCAAACAUUAGUUUUUGCACAGCAGCACUCAAGUAUACAAGUUACCUUUAUAUCAUCUGGGCAACACAUUUUUUCCUGAUUAUUGGACUUCGGAAAUAUUCGCUUGGUCAGUGAAAUGCAUGCAGCUGUAGAACUGCAUUGUUUCGAUGAUGAUUUAAACUUACAUUGACCAGUAAGCUGAUGAGUCAGAAGGGUUUCAGUAUUAGAAAAUCAGCAUUUAAUAUGUGUCUGUUACUUUGCAAUUUUUGUUAACUUUAAAUCAAAUGAUGACAUGAUACUGAAAAUAGAUAUAGAUACAGGGUUAGAAGUAUUAUAUGCAAUUCUUUAUGCCUUUUAAAAAGUUUCCAUGGAACAUUUCUUUGAAUAUUUUCUGAUACACUGAGUGGUCUCUCUUGCAAUAUAUUAGUUAAGGUAACUAGAGUACCUUCCCUUACUUCAUUUUUCAUAUGCAGUGAAACUCAACACGAAAUAUGCAUAGUCCGCCUGCCUUGAUUAUACAGAACUAAAGUUGAUUUUCCUCCGACUAUUAUGUCUGCAAGUUUUCUAGAAUAUAUCUUUCCUGUAUCAAUUUUCUACUUAAUAUGUUUAGUAAUCUGUUGGCUUGAUCCGUACAGUCUGUCUUGGAUAUUUAAGUCAAGUGCUAAUGUUUUAUAUUUAACCAGAAUAGGAAUUUACACGCAUUUAUACUGUGUUAUAUUAUACUUUUAUGUAACGGCCUUUAUAGGAACAAUGAACAUUUCCUGGAAAUAAUGGCAGCUGUUUUCUUUGAUAUUGUAAGAUCACUUUAAAUUUGUGUAAACCUUGUAAUAUUUACUGCAUUGAUUUUUCUUUGUACAUUCAUAUUUUUAUCUGUAACAUUAACUUAAGGCCACCAUUUAAAAGACCAACAUUUAUCCGUGAUUUUUGUAGAAAUAUUAUUUGUAUUAUGGUCGUAAAGAUUAGCCCUGUGCCAAGAAAUAUCAUUGGUCAAUGUCUGUGAUACUGUUUGUGUUACUUGAUCUGAUUGGUUAAUGUCUUCUUAACUUCAGUUUCAUUGGUCGGUAAUUGUGAUAAUGGACCAAUGACACGAAAGCUGAGUAACUCUUGUAUAACAAAAUUGAUAUAAAUAUUGGAUCUUCUGAAAUACAUUUUGUUUGUUUUGGGUUUAACGCCGUUUUUCAACAGUAUUUCGGUCAUGUAACGGCGGGCAGUUAACCUAACCAGUGUUCCUGGAUUCUGUACCAGUACAAACCUGUUCUCCACAAGUAACUGCCAACUUCCCCACAUGAAUUAUCAGAGGUGGAGGACGAAUGAUUUCAGACACAAUGUCUUUUAUCAAAUCGUCACGGAGAACAUACGCCCGCCCGGGGAUCGAACUCGCGACCCCGCGAUCCGUAGACCAAUGCUGUCCCAACUGAGCUAAGCAUGCGAGCUGAAAUUCAUGUUGAAUUUAAACUCUUGGUAUUUUUGCAAGAGGUUUAUCAACUGCAGUUUAUUAAGUUUUUAAUGCAGUUUAAAAUGAUUUUAUCUACAAUGUGAGCAUAUUUAUUUGAAUUUAUAAAUGUGGACUUUUCAUGUUAAAUUUUGUAAACCAGUUUAUUGACCUUUGUAACUAAAAAUAAAUGUGAUAUAUUA